This is a messenger RNA of Dicrocoelium dendriticum, 2054 nucleotides long. Lineage: Eukaryota; Metazoa; Platyhelminthes; Trematoda; Plagiorchiida; Dicrocoeliidae. The record is from the annotation of a GenBank genome assembly.
GAACUGAUAGCCCGCUGCUGACGUGGUUCCGAAUUUAUGCGGUCGGCGUCUCUUACAGUGGGUGGACUUGGAAGGGCAUUAGCAGUUCAGUUCCAGCCGACCAGAACGGGAUUAUGAGGUGGAUUAAUAGAGUGGCCUACGGAGCUGGUCAGAUGCAGAAGGAUGUAGCUGGUUCAGUGCUCAAUAUUUUUGCGAUUCUGUAUUUUGAAAAUUGUCUGGGCAUACAGAGCGUGCAAGUUGGUACCUUGUGGUUGUGUGGUCAAGUGAUGAAUGCUGUCAGCACGCCUUUAGUCGGAUUCCUUUCCGAUCACGCUGUUCAGAAAACGGAAAAAUCGCUUCACCUCAAGCCGAUAACAACCGAGUCGCUUUCUCGUAAACGAAAGUGCUCAGCUGGGAGUUGUAAGCGCUACAUGAGUCUCAGUAACCGGAAAGCCUGGCACCUAUACGGAAGCCUACUAAUGACUAUCAGCCUGUCAGCUUUGUUCGGACAACCAGAACAUUUCUCUGAGUUUCCGGUAUGGGCAAAAUUACUGAUCGUUGGUGCAUUGCUUAUUUUUAUCCAGGUCGGCUGGGCUGCUGUACAAAUCUCACAUUUGACCAUGAUCAACUAUCUGACAUCAGAUCCGACUGAACGAGUAUUGUUGAUCUCGAUGCGCUACCUCUUUGCUUCUGUGGCAGACAUCUCUACGUUUAUAGUGUCAUAUGUAUUACUGCAACCCAGAGUUGCCGCAUUGCCGGACGGUGUCCAGGCUGUGAGCGACAUGGUACCAUCACACAACUCUACCAAAGAAACCGACUUUGAACUGCAUGAGUUCGCAACCGUGGGAAACGCCAGCCAGUUUACAGCUAAGGACAUGCCAUUUUUCCGGACUGUGAGCUUGGUCUUGACUUCGUGGGGGUUACUUUUCGUACUGUUCUUUCAAUUCGUGGUCCCGGAGCGUCUGAUAGGUUUAGAAGGAGUGGAAAAGUUGGACGUUAACGGAAUAGAAGGGAAGCAAGUUUCGGUGUCUUCCACCGACAGGAUCGAGUCAGUUCCACAGUUUAUCAAAAGUCUCGACGACUUCAGAUCGCUGGAAAAGCCGUCAGACGAAACUUGUCAUUGUCAGUCCAAGUCUUGUGAUCAUCUACGGCCUGUGAGUUCCCAUCGAGAAAAUCAGAACAAGGGCCUCACCGUUCUUCCUCUCGAGUGGUACCAAUGGUUUCGGCAACCGAGGUUCUGGAUCGGCUGUUUUAUCUUUACAACUAUGCGCACCAGUGUUAUGCUUUCUAAUUUCUACCUAUCUCCAUUCUUGUUACACACACUUAAAAUGGAGAAAUCAAAGCUUGCAUUAGUUCCGCUGGUCAUUUACGGGACGUCCAUGCUCACUGCCGUUGUCCAACAGCGAGUCGCGAAACUGACUGGUCGCUUGGGUAAUACUGCCAUAGGAUUGAUAUUUACUUUGACCUCCUGUAUCAUGCUGGCAUUCCCCCAACCGGAUGGGAGCUACCAUGGCCUUGUCUACAGUGCCGCAGUGGUGUUCGGUAUUGGAAGCGCAUUUAACAAUGUCGUCGCCAUAUUGGUGGUCACUGACAUUAUCGGGACCAAUCAAGUUAGAACUGCUGCUUUCGUUCAUGGUUUUACCUCACUGAUGGAUAAAGUAUUUUCCGGACUAUCGGUUCAAUUAAUUCAAGUGGCGGUACCUCAGUUGAGUUAUCGGCAUGUGCAAGUGUACGUCGCAGGAGGUCUCCUUUUGGUCGGUGGAACUCUUUCCUUCUAUGACUCCUUUCGAUGGUCGAUAGCACGAACAAGCGAAGCAAAAAAGGAAGGCGCACAAGCAGUCCCCAACACGCACGCUCCAUCUGACACAGAACAUUUAAAUGGGAUACCAAAGUCAACGGAACGGUGUGCGGUCUGAUUCAACCCAACCCCAGAAUGACAUUCUGUAUUUCUAACCAGUAAACGUGUUUUUUUGUAACUCCUUUGAUCUUUCCUUACACGCAAGCAUUUGGCAAUGCAGAGCUAUACAAAUAUCUGACGUUUUACGUCCAUUCCACUAGGAUAUACUGAUGCACGG